Messenger RNA from Lepisosteus oculatus (spotted gar), 4451 nucleotides. RefSeq names its product phosphatidylinositol 5-phosphate 4-kinase type-2 beta. Gene Ontology annotation, molecular function: 1-phosphatidylinositol-5-phosphate 4-kinase activity; 1-phosphatidylinositol-4-phosphate 5-kinase activity. Gene Ontology annotation, cellular component: plasma membrane. Gene Ontology annotation, biological process: phosphatidylinositol phosphate biosynthetic process. NCBI's taxonomy places the organism in Eukaryota, Metazoa, Chordata, Actinopteri, Semionotiformes, Lepisosteidae. The record is from RefSeq and is a predicted model, not a curated record.
GGUGCAGCUUCAGCAGCUUUGAGCUCUUUAUUUCUCGCUCCUGUGUUUUUUUUCUUUAUAAGUCACGUUUUUCUCACGCUUGAUGUAAAACCUGCUCGCUUGCACCCCACCCCGCCCGCUGCCCGAGUCCCAGGCGCACCGUCGCGCUGAGUCUCGGGCGAUCAGAGCCGUGAGCAGGCGAGGCGGCCUAGUUACAGCGGGACUCUCGGGCCGUCCGAGCAGAGCGGGUUCAGAGCACAGUCCAGCUAAACUCAGGCUCGCCCAUCACUGUCGCAGCGACUCUGGCGCUGGGCAGCGAGGAAGGGCCCGUCUGGGGGAAUCCCUGCGCUCACGGUGCCCGCGCUCGGCCACUAGAGGGCGCUGCACUCCCCUCCACCUCCGCCGCUUGAGGGGGCGCUCGAGCUCCGUCUCCGCCCGCCGCCAUCUUGGAGACCCCGAGUCUGGUAACAACAGCCGGCGAGAAGGGACGCGUCAAUAUGGAAUUUAAAUAUCAGGAAUAAACAUCUUUUCUUCCACGCUCGCUCGUUUCCCUGUCCGUGAGCCGAUAUCGAAGCAGCGGGGAGCCGUGGGUGUUCCGGGACGAGUCGCCCCGUUACAGACGGAGGCCGGAGGGAGCGAGAGACCGAGCACCGAGCCCCGGGACCGGAGGAGCGGCUCACGGCGCAACAUGCAAGCCCGCUGAAUUACUAAAAUUUCGUCGCCUUUUCUCUUUCGCACUGAAGAUCUACGGCGGCGGCGGCGGCGGCGGAGGAGCCUGGUGUUCGCUGUACAAAAAAAGGAGUUUCCUUUUCGGAUUCCUGCUCUCCCCCUUCUGCAAAUCGCAUCAGUAAUAACCAAGAGAAGCGAUAAUAACGCGUUUGAAACAUGUCUUCGAAUUGCACCAGCGCUGCGCCGGUGAGCGCCAGCAAAACCAAAACAAAAAAGAAACAUUUCAUAGGCCAGAAAGUGAAAUUAUUCCGUGCCAGCGAGCCCAUCCUCAGCGUUUUAAUGUGGGGGGUCAAUCACACGAUCAAUGAGUUGAGCAACGUGCCUGUCCCAGUCAUGCUGAUGCCUGAUGAUUUUAAAGCCUACAGCAAGAUCAAAGUGGACAACCACCUAUUCAACAAAGAGAACCUGCCCAGCCGGUUCAAGUUUAAGGAGUACUGUCCCAUGGUGUUUCGCAACCUGAGAGAGAGGUUCGGGAUCGAUGACCAGGACUACCAGCAGGCCCUGUCCAAGCUGUGGUCCCUGCAGCUCAGCUUGUGCGGCCAGAACUCCCUCACGAGGAGCGCCCCGAUAAACAGCGAUUCCCAGGGGCGCUUCGGCACCCGCUUCCUCACCACCUACGACCGCCGCUUCAUCAUCAAGACCGUGUCCAGCGAAGACAUCGCCGAGAUGCACAACAUCCUUAAGAAGUACCAUCAGUUCAUCGUCGAGUGCCACGGCAACACGCUGCUGCCUCAGUUCCUGGGGAUGUACCGGCUGACCGUGGACGGGGUGGAGACCUACAUGGUGGUGACGAGGAACGUGUUCAGCCACAGGCUCAGCGUUCACCGCAAGUAUGACCUGAAGGGCUCAACGGUGUCGAGGGAAGCCAGCGAUAAGGAGAAGGCCAAGGACCUGCCCACCUUCAAAGAUAACGACUUCCUGAACGAGGGACAGAAGCUGCACAUUGGGGACGACAACAAGAAGAUCUUCCUGGAGAAGCUGAAACGAGAUGUGGAGUUCCUAGCCACCCUGAAGAUCAUGGACUACAGUCUCCUGGUGGGAAUCCACGACGUAGAGCGUGCGGAGCAGGAGGAGAUGGAGGUGGAGGAACGAGGGGAGGAGGAGGAGUACGAGAACGAUGGGAUGGGGGGUGCACUGGGCACCGGCUCCUUCGGGACUCCGCCUGACAGUCCUGGAAACCCACUCAACUUCCCAGGUUUCUUCGGGCCGGGAGAGUUUGACCCAUCAGUGGAUGUUUACGCCAUUAAGAGCCAUGAGAACUCCCAGAAGAAAGAGGUGUACUUCAUGGCCAUCAUCGACAUCCUCACGCACUAUGACGCCAGGAAGAAAGCCGCCCACGCUGCCAAAACUGUCAAACACGGGGCCGGAGCUGAGAUUUCCACAGUGAACCCUGAGCAGUACUCCAAACGAUUCUUCGAGUUCAUGUCCAACAUUCUGUCGUAGUACCACCGACCCCCCCCCCCGCCCGCUCCACAGACACGCCCCCCACCCGCCUCCCCUGUCCCCCUUGCUGGUGUCCCGCCUCCCGAAGACGCACGACAUUCGGAGACCGGAGCGGCAGGAGACCGCCACGAGGAAUAAAGGAAAGAGAGGAUUUCGUCGCAGCGCCUGGGACCCUGAGGCAGCACGCGCAUGCGUAAGCAGUGUGGCGCCAUGGCGCCUCCUACAGGGCCAGGUGAGGAGGGCAGGAGAGGCAUCAGCCCUGAACUCUUGUCACCGAUGCCUUGGGGUGUCUGAUCACGGUCGCUUCAGCAGUAAGAGUCCGGUCUUGUUAUUUUGGGGUUUUGUUGUAUUUUUUUUCACAUUGCUUUCUUUCAUGUUCUUUUUAAUGUGUUUUAACACUCGCGCCAAGAGCAUGGUGUCCUUACAGCCCCUUUGACAAAGAGGAAAAAGCCCUUGUUCAUCCACAGUAACAAUUAAAGCCACUGGAACCCUAUGAGAACUGCAGCUAGUUUAAAAAGAAAAGUAAAAAAUAUAUAAAUAUAUAAAUAAAUGUAUAAAAUAUUAACUGAGUGAAGCAUGUCUGAUGUGUAAACAGUGUAACUGUCAUUCUAAUUCCACCUCCCAGCUGAAGGUCUAAGCACUGAUCUUAGGUUCCUAAAUAUCCUUAAACUUGUUUCAUUGUCGUUGCUCAAAACAUUGAGUUGCCAUAUGUUUUUAAAAGCUCAGAACAGCUGCAUCUUUUAUCAAUAAAAAUAAAAGUUAACCAGAGGGGAAAAACAGCAAUUUAAACAAAAGAAUGAGUUUUAUUACAGAGUAUGAAUCAAUGUUUUAUAUAUUGUUUACAUUAAAAUAUGUAGCAUUUUUUGUGUUUGUAUACAGUAUUGUUUUACCAGCGAAUGUUAGAAUGGUUACUUGAAAUUUAUGCAUUGCAUAGUAAAGGGAGUUUCUGUUUCUUUUCUGUUUUUGAGCGCAGGGCUCUUGGCUGUCCCAGCGGGAGGUCCUCGCUGUGUUACUUUGCAAAAUAAAGUUUGUGGAAGAAUUUUACCUCAGCAGAUAGCUGAUGCCCCGAGCUCUAUUAUUCCUUCUGCUCUGGUUUACAAGAGCACCAGAAUAGAAAGGUUGUGAAGUGAAAUCUGUGAGCCCAGGCGUGUCCUGGAGCGCUGUGCAUCCUUGCGGAAUGCACUGGGAGACAGAAAUGAAGUGGGAAUUCCACAGGGAGGCAGACUACACACUUGACAAAAUGACAACCACAGAGCAUCUGGGCAACAGAGAGUCCAUAGACUUCCAGAGUCUAGGGAUAAAGGGACACAGGCUGUCCCUCUACCCUGAGUCUCCUCUACCCUGAGGACAGCGCUGGUCCACAGUCUCCUCUACCCUGAGGACAGCGCUGGUCCACAGUCUCCUCUACCCUGAGGACAGCGCUGGUCCUGUCCUUUCCAGCCUGUGCAGUGAUCCAGCUCUCUGCUCGUCCCUCUUCAUAUUCAUGGGUACAAUAGGAUUUAACCACCUGUGAGGGUUGUGAGUUCCAAGCACACUGCUCUAUUUAAGGUGCUCCUAAAGUGAGUCAGAAGGAUGAGUUUUUAGCCUCCCUGCUUUCCCAUGAGCAUCUCUGCUGGGCCUCAGGGAGUCGUUUGGCAAGCUACACAUUUCCUCUUGUUGAGUCAAUGUAGAUCGUGCAGUUUUGCCACCCUAGUGUUGCUAAGCGUAGUGCAGUCUUGGGACAGAAAUUUUGCUCAGCAUUGAGAAGGCAAAUUCUUAGUAAAAAUGUUUCAACGACGGCAUGGGUUUUGCAUGGACGGCCAGUAUCAUGUGGCACAUUGCUGGAGGUAGGAGCUGAAGAAUUUGUGGGUGGGGCUUGAUUUGUAAAGACCGAUACAGUCUCAAUUAGGAUCGAAGCUUUAAAGCACAAUCGGCAUUUUCCAGGAGUCUGUUACCAAAAACACUGUAAAAGUGAUGUAACUUCAGGUUCAUGUGCUAAUUCUCUAUGAGAUGUCGCUCUUCUGUCACAGUGCCUCUGACCUGGAACUGCUUGCUUGACAAGUUACCCUUCUGCUCCACAGCAAGCUGUUCUUUCACACCAUGCUGGCUGGUUUGUAAUCCACUCUUGUUAGACGAUCUUACAGGUUUACAGUCGGACAGACUUCAGGAAGCUCUUGUCACCCCCUCACACAGUUCCUGGAAGCUGGUUUUAAAGUGUUUCUAUUGUCUGUAAAUGAGUGUUUUUGUUUUUAUUCCCUCCCCUGUCCCCAGCCCUUUCUUUACUACGGGAUGUUGAAAAUAAAAUGAACAGUCAGAACAUC